AUGUGUGUAGACUUCACAGAUCUGAAUAAGGCGUGCCCCAAGGAUAGCUUCCCGCUGCCAAGCAUCGAUCAACUAGUGGACUCCACAGCAGGCCACACCCUAUAUGCAUUCCUAGACGCCAAAGCAGGAUAUCAUCAAAUACCCAUGGCAUCAGAGGAUCGGGAAAAAACGGCUUUCGUGACAGACCAGGGAUUAUUUUGUUACAGAACGAUGCCAUUCGGCUUAAAAAAUGCAGGAGCCACAUAUCAGCGAUUGGUGAACUCCAUAUUCAGAGAUCAGAUCAGAAAGCACAUGGAGGUCUACGUAAACAACAUGAUUAUUAAGAGCGUCAGGACAGAAGAUCACUCGGCAGAUGUGAAGGUAGUCCUAGAGACACUAAAAAGGUACCAAUUAAAGCUAAAUCCGGAGAAGUGUGUAUUCGGGGUACCUGCAGGCAAAUUUUUGGGAUAUAUGGUCUCUCAACGCGGGAUCGAAGCCAACCCAGACAAAAUCGAAGCAGUUUUAAAAAUGACACCGCCCAGGAGCAUACACGAAGUCCAAAAACUCAACGGGCGUAUCACCGCUCUAGGUCGAUUCAUGUCCUGCUCGGCGAAGCGAUGUCUACCUUUCUUCAAGACACUGAAACAGAUCAAGAACUUUACAUGGACAGCAGAAUGCCAGACGGCGUUUGAUGAAUUGAAGAUCUUCCUUUCGUCACCUUCACUCUUGGUCAUCGUACGAACCGACCAACCAUUACAAAAAAUCCUCCAGAAGGCAGAAACAAGCGGACGUAUAGCAGAAUGGGCUGUCAAGAUAGGAAGCUUGGGCGUUAUCUACGAAGCCCGGAAAGCCUUGAAGGCUCAGGCACUAGCCGACUUCUUCGCAGAAUUAACGUUUACAGAGCCAAUGGAAAGCAAGAAGAACCCCUGGAAAAUACAUGUCGACGAAGCAGUUUGUGGAGAAGGAGCAGGGAUCGGUGUCGUGCUGAAAGGACCAGGGAGAGUCCAAAUGGAAUACUCUGCUAGACUCGAAUUCCCAGCUUCCAACAACGUCGCAGAAUAUGAGGCACUAAUGACAAGAUUACAAUUAUGUGAAGAACUCAAUAUUUCAGAAGCUCAGAUAUACAGCGAUUCGCAGCUGGUCGUGAACCAAGUCUCAGGGAGUUUUGAAGUAAAAGAAACAACACUGAAGAAGUACGCCAAGCAAGCCAAAACCUUCUUCGUCAACAAUGGGCGAUCCUGGUUGCUACAACAAAUACCCAGAGCAAUGAAUGGAAGAGCAGAUGAAUUGGAAAAAUGGGCCGUAACAAAGAAUUACGAAUCAAUGAAGAACAUCCCCCACGAAAUCAAGCGACAACCCAUCUUUCAAAAGGAAAGGGAAGAAGGAGAAGUGCUAAUGGUCGAUGGAGAAGAAACCUGGAUGACUCCCAUCACGACAUAUUUGGCUAAUGGAGUACUCCCCGAAGACAGAAAAGACGCCAAGAAGAUAGUGAUAUUGUCAUCCAAGUUCGGCAUAUACAAUGGCCAGCUAUAUAAACAGUCAUUCACCCAUCCUUGGCUGAAGUGUGUUGACAAAGAAGACGGAGAGUACAUCAUGUAA
Molecule: messenger RNA, 1578 nt
Organism: Mercurialis annua (annual mercury)
Lineage: Eukaryota; Viridiplantae; Streptophyta; Magnoliopsida; Malpighiales; Euphorbiaceae
Exons: 2
Coding region: 1-1578 (525 amino acids)
Molecular function (GO): RNA-DNA hybrid ribonuclease activity; nucleic acid binding
Source: RefSeq, a predicted model, not a curated record